This is a messenger RNA of Symphalangus syndactylus (siamang), 2047 nucleotides long. RefSeq lists its product as uncharacterized. The record is from RefSeq and is a predicted model, not a curated record. Lineage: Eukaryota; Metazoa; Chordata; Mammalia; Primates; Hylobatidae.
CCAGAAAAACGGGAUUUAAGGGCCUUUCCUCCUUGCCUGGGCGUCAGGCCACCAGAAGGCUCUGCUGGACGCCAAGAGGUCUUUGGGCUUUUGUCAGCUGCUUUUGAACCUGAGGUUCCUGUGUCGUUGAGCCAGAAAUCAGACCACCGAAGCUCACUCCCUUCCUCUCCAUCUCUCCCUCUCUCCGAGACUCUGGCGGUGGCCUAUGAUCCUGAAGACAGCUGUGCAGCCAACUGGUGCUUCGGCCUUUGCGCUGUCCUGGGGCCAGCUUCCCUCGACCUAGGGAGGCCAUGGCCUGUGGAGGAGGCCCAGGUAAAGGCUGGGGGCUGUUGCUGGCUAUCCUCUCUGCUUCUGGAAGUUUCUGCCUCACUCAGAAUGGGCAGGACAGACCCACUGACUGGACUUCAGAGUCUGGAGGGUUCCAUCGGUCAGGGGAAUGGUGGCCACGUGGCCUCUUGCUGUGUCCCUUGUCAUAGAUCCGAGGAGCAACUCUGCCCCCUGAGCAUUGGGGGUCCCAGGGGAGAGGUGGACAGACACCUCCCUCCAACUGGCAUUUGGCAACAGGAGCCUGGACUUCCAUGCAAGAAAGGGAGACCUAAGGGUGAACAGUGGCCAAAAAAAACCCUAGAGAAUAAACAUCCAUUUCCUGGGUGGUUACAGAUCAUGACUUCCUGCAAAUCAACGCCAGGAGAGCAACUUACGUUCAUUUCUUUGUCUUAAAAAGUAGCAGCAACUGGCCCCACAGCGCCUAUCAUUGUAAUUUAUUGUGCCACCACCUAACAGGACGGAGUGGAGGGAAUUUGGAUAAACGGGCCGAGCUGGGCUUCUCUUCCUCCCUACAGAGGGGAGAUCUCAGCUCUUUGUCCGGAGCUGAGGAAGUGGUUUCUGUGUUUUACAGUUUUUCCAGCCAUUCUUUUUUCCCCCUCCUGAAGCAAGCAAAGAGUGUGGAAGCGUGUGCAGGCUUGGAAGAAGAACUCUCCAGAACGUGGAACUUAACCCUCUUUUAUAUAAAACAUGUGCUUUCUAAAGAAAAAUUGUUUCUUAUUUUUUGAGACUCCCUGAUCCAGCCUGGAGUCGCCUGUAGUCCUGGUAGCUGCCGUGCUUGGAAAUAACGAGUGCAUCCUUAUCUCAGCUACCUGCUCACAGCCCAUGGGUGGGUGGACUCGGCCCCCCGGAGUACAGACCCAGGUCCGUUCGGCCUAGUGAUGAUGUCAUCGUCUGUCCCACCUUCCUUUGCCCCCAGGAAAGGACGCAUCCACCGAUGGCGGCCCCAGCUGACUGCUGCCGUGUGCUGGGGAGCUGAAAUGAGGCCUGCCAGGCCCCUGUGUGCUGUACUCCAGAGCCUUCGCUCCCUUCAGGGUUGGCAACAUCUGGUGGCAUGUCCAAGUGGCCCAGCAGCGGAUGCUGAAGCACUGGAGUUCAAGGCCUUCACCUGCUCUAGGCCAGCCCUGUCACCACACCCACCACCUCCACUGCCAUGACCAGGCUGAAGGCAGGGAACGCCCUCCCCAGACCCACCGUCCAGCAAGGCCCCGAGACUUUUCUUCUGUGAUUUCCAAAAGCAAGGCAGCCGCGCUGUUCUGUUUCCUGUCCAUCCGCCACCUCCCUCCCGCUGCCCCAGAAGUUUCUAUCAUUCCAUGGAGAAAGCUGUGUUCCAAUGAAUCCUACCUCUUGCCCAGUCCCAGGCAGAGUAAGCAGGGCCCACCUAGGGCCCAAGAAAGAGUAGGAAGAAGGGGACGAGCCGGGAGCAAAACCACCUCAGACACCCGGGCCUUCUCAGCCUUCUCCCCGCGGCCAGCCGGGUCUCCGGGGACCCUGGGCCCUGGGCCGCCCAUUCGUGGCCCUCCCGCUGCAUCUCAGACCUGACUCCCACCCGGGGGGAUGUGGUGGCCUGUGCCCGCCUUCUCUCCCACCUCCCGACCCGCCCCCUCGCCCCCACCCCUGUGUGUUUCGCCAGUUAAGCACCUGUGACUCCACUACCUACUACUGGUUUUGGGUUGGUUGUUCUGUCUUUUUUUUAAUUAAAUAAAAACAUUUUUAAAAUGUU